AACCAAACAAUGAUGAUGGAUGAUAACAAAGUUCAAAGGUUUUUUUUGGCUGGUUGUAUGGUAAUCGAAGCUAGGUCAGCUCAAACAAUUUGGAAAAGAUCAAAGACUUUUGCCAUCAUGACAAUUCUUGUUGGUACAUUGAUGAUACCAACAACCGAAUCAACACUAAUGCGUGGUAUAUUCGGUAUUGGUCGAACUAUUUAUCGUACCAGUAGAGAAUUACGUCGACAACAACAACAACAUCAACAAAUUCAAAGCCGUAUUAUGAAUAUUCAACAAUCAAGAUUACCAUCAUUACCUUCAUUACCAUCGAUAUCAUCAUUGACCAAUGCAGGAAAACGUAUAUUUCAACGUGGAAUAUUUGGACGUCUUUUUGGAUAAACAAAA
Molecule: messenger RNA, 387 nt
Organism: Dermatophagoides pteronyssinus (European house dust mite)
Lineage: Eukaryota; Metazoa; Arthropoda; Arachnida; Sarcoptiformes; Pyroglyphidae
Source: RefSeq, a predicted model, not a curated record